Molecule: messenger RNA, 1976 nt
Organism: Dendrobium catenatum
Lineage: Eukaryota; Viridiplantae; Streptophyta; Magnoliopsida; Asparagales; Orchidaceae
Product: transcription factor bHLH30-like
Exons: 2
Coding region: 565-1314 (249 amino acids)
Biological process (GO): regulation of DNA-templated transcription
Molecular function (GO): protein dimerization activity; DNA-binding transcription factor activity
Source: RefSeq, a predicted model, not a curated record
AUUCAACCCAUCUUAUCUACUUCUGAAUACUAAAAAUCCAAAGUAGUAUGCUUCCCCUCACUCAACAGAGAAAUAUAUAUGGCUUUCUUCCUCCUCAUUUGAACGUACCUCCAUAUCCUGGGAGAGAGCCUCUCCUCACCGAGUUCUUGAGCUUCCAGAAAAGUUCCCGCCUUUUCUCCUUCAACAGCUUCAAUUACCUUCAUAGAUUCUAGGGUUUCUAAGGAGAUUGCCCUACCCGUUAAAGUUCAGAAGAUAAAGGAAAGGGAUGAUUGAAUUCAGCAAGAGAGCGAAGAUGAUACCAUUCUCCCAUUGAUUUUUUUAUCAGAACCCUCCGACACCCCCACGAGUGAUGGGAAGGAUCUGUCGAAGAAGAAGAAGAAGUGGAGAUGGAUCAAAUAGCGAGCUUGUAGACGGAGAAGUGAGAAAGCUACGUAGCCCGAGGCUUAUCUGGUUGUGCCCUAGCAGCCGUCCGCCGGGUUCCUGAGAUCUUAAAGAUUGUGUUUUACUGUGAUUUUUUUUCUUUUUCCGUGGUUUCUGUUUAACCUUUUGGGGUCUUGGGGGGAUAUGGAUUCGGUUCCACUUGGGGACUUUAGGGCUUUUGGGAGAUUUUUGGAUGGUGGUAUGUUUGGUGUUGGAUCUUCAUCUGUGGCGUCACUAAUUUUAGAUGGGGAGAGCGGAGAGCUUGUUCGAGCGCCUGUGAAGUUGGGGAAGAAGGGAGGAGCAGGCGCUGCUGAUCUGAGGUCAGCUAUGGCUUUGAAGAGUCAUAGCGAGGCUGAGAGGAGGAGGAGGGAGAGGAUUAAUGGUCAUCUUAUGACGCUCAGGAGGAUGACUCCCUGCACUGAUAAGUUAGACAAAGCUGGGCUUCUUGCUGAAGUGAUUAAUCACAUAAAGAAUCUAAAGAGCGAUGCUAUUGAGAUUAGCAAAUUUUGCACCAUUCCAUCUGACACUGAUGAAUUGAGGGUUGAGGUGGAUGGUGAGGGUGCAAACAACAGCAGCUUCUCAGUCAAAGCAUCCUUCUGCUGCGAUGACCGGCCGGAACUUCUAGCAGAUUUAAAGCAUACUCUUGAGUCUCUACAGCUGAAGACUAUUAGUGCUGAGAUCUCAUCUCUUGGUGGCAGAGUUAAAUUUGUCUUUGUGAUGACUGGUGAAGGAGUUAAUAAUGAUCUUGAGAGGCAUUUAUUCACAACAUCCAUUCACCAGGCUCUCAAAUCUGUACUUGACCGGGCCAGUUGCACAGAUUUCCUGCCAAAUGCCUGCUUUUCUGGCAAGAGGCGCAGGAUUUCACCAUUUGAAUCUUCAUCCUCCUCUUCAUGAUAUGUUCAUAUAGUUUUCUAGAAGAUUUGGGGCUAUGUUUGACAGAAAGUAAAUUGAAGGAAAGCAAAUUGAAGCUCGAUUAUGAUUCAAUCAGCAUUGAAUUUAGAUUUUUGAACUCAUUUUCAUUUCCUUCUCACUCAAAUUCCCAGCAUCCAAGCAUGAUCUUGGUGAUGUUUCUGGGUUUUAAGUGUUUGUUUAAAUGCUUAAGCUGUGGUUGUUGCAAAAUAAGCUUUGCCUGAUGUUCCGGCCAGGGUUUGUUAGUGGGGAAAAGUUAUGCACUAUGGCACUUUUUUGUAAGUGCUUACAAGCAUUGGAGUUUUAAACAUCCUAUAUAAGAAAGAAAUAGAAGAAAUGUCAAUUAAGAUUUGGGUUUGAGAGUGUUAAAUGGUUCUAUUUUUAAUCUUUUACAUGGUGCUUUAAAUGCCCUACAUGUUCCAUUUUCAGGGGAAGUCUUUCUUCCUGUUUGCUUGGAGUUUUUUAGACUCUGCUCAGGUGAUAAAUUCCAUGCUAGUCGUCUUGUAAGCAAGAAAUAAUACUUCUCCAGUUCAUUGAACAACUGAAUGAUUAUCUGCGGGCUUCAAGGGGCUUAUAGCUUAUGAAAUGUUUGCUGAAAUAGCUGACAGUGAAGCUCACGUUGCUUGGAUUUUUUUUUCCUUUUUGCA